AAAAGAUCCUGCCUCUCUUUAAGGUGGUGCAGUCAUCAUUUUGUUAUUUCAUGCGGGAGUCGUGUCUGCACUGAGUCGACAUGGGAGCCAAACUGUCGACCAAACGAAAGAAGAAGAGGCAACAACAACAAUGGCAACAACAACAACUGCAACUAUUCCAACAGCUGGAACAACUGCAACAGUUGCAAGAGUUGGAACAACUGCAACAGUUGCAACAAUUCCAACAGUUCGAACAACUGCAACAGUUGCAACAACCGAGACAAUUUAUUGAAGCGACUUUGUCCUACUAUGAGGAUUUUUACGGGAGCUCAUAUGGGAUAUAUGACGCAUACGACGCGCACAACGCAAAUGGAGAGAAGUGUUACGACCCGCUGGACCAGACGCUGACCUUUGUAGACGGAGAAGAUGAUUUAGACUUUGAGUGCAACGACUACAAGUCUCUCAGGGCCAAGAUGUCCUGCGGCCACGCCGUCACUCCCAUGUCUCUCACCAGCUGGUGCCGCAGGUUGUUGGAUGAGGGUGAGUGCAAAUUUGUUUGUGGCCAAACCAACUGUGAUGUUCAGUGGUCCUUCGACGAAGUCUGUAAGAUGGCUCUUCUGACCCCCCAAGAGAAGGACCACUUUGAAAAGAAGCUGUUCAGCAACGCUGCAAAGAGGCACUUGAACAUUAAAACAUGUCCUGGUUGCAAGUCCCAAGUUUGGAGGACUGACCUCACCAAUCUGAAUGUGGAGUGCACAGUGUGCUCAGCCGCCAAGAACAAGACUUACAGAUUCUGCUGGCAGUGUCUGAAUGAAUGGAAAGGCCCGGCUCCACGUUCAGACCGCUGUGACAACCGUGACUGCCAAAGCCCCCUGCACAUAUUGAAGAGCUGUCCGGCUGUCGUCUUCAAUGAUGUGAAGGGGGUCCGAGGCUGUCCCUCCAUCCGUGCCUGCCCCGACUGCGGUUUGCUGGUGGAACAUAACAAAAACCAGUGUAAAAGCAUGACCUGUCCCCGCUGUAAGCUCAAGUUCUGCUUUGUGUGCCUGGAGGUCACUGAUCGGUGCCUGAGGCAAUACCCAUACGAUCCCUGCCCCGGCGGUGUAGCACCUAGACAAACGUCCAUACCUGUUUGGAAGACAUGAUGCUGUCGAAUUUCUUCUGUUUGUUUUUCUUUUUUAGCAUUUGUUUUGUGAUUUUUUUUUUAACAAUUUGGACCAGCAUGAGCAUGACUUCCUUCUCUCUCUACAGCUGAAACAUUUAAAAAAUCAAUUUCUCCUUCACAAUCUAAAUUACGAUUCUUAACACGACUCGAUACUCUUUGCACGUGAAGGUGUUUGUUCUGUUUUUGUAAUAAACCUUCUGCUGGAACGUCA
Messenger RNA from Scatophagus argus, 1352 nucleotides. Its product is annotated as probable E3 ubiquitin-protein ligase RNF144A-A. The record is from RefSeq and is a predicted model, not a curated record. Bases 81 to 1121 code for a protein of 346 amino acids. Lineage: Eukaryota; Metazoa; Chordata; Actinopteri; Scatophagidae. Gene Ontology annotation, molecular function: zinc ion binding. The transcript is spliced from 4 exons.